AAACUCAGCAUCUCACCAUCGACGGCGUGCUGUUGGUAGGCAGCCAGGAAACAAAGUUUUCACUUACUGAUCACUUCGUCGAUAAGUAUAGCUUUGAAAAACUGGCAAUGCUUAUUGUGAAAGGGGAUAUCAAUCGCAAUUCAGGAGCACUUCGGCAGGCUUCCCGAUUAUUUCAUCGAUCGAUUGUGUUAAACGUGGGUCACGAGCUGACAAGUUGUCAGUUGAAUAUGGAUUUGAGAGUCGAAUGCAAAAGUGGAAGUGACCUUCCUACCAUUGGUCGGAAUGUGGAGAUAUCACCAUACUUCGUGAAAAGAGAAAACAAACUGUUCAGGGUGACACAGUUUUACCUGGAAACCGAUGAUCGACCAAACACUAGUUAUGUGUAUGAUAAUGCAUUGGCACGCUUGGUUGAUCGGCCGAUUCUCAAGUCUAUGGCUAGUAUGCUUAAUCUGACGCCGAUCAGCGUUGGUGAUCGCUCAAAUUUUGGAUACAGGCUGCCAAACGGAACAUUCUCAGGUGCCCUCGGUGAUGUAGAGUACGGUAGAACUGACUUGGCAAACGCAAGAAUCAUUUUACCGCUAGAAGGUGCAUCCAACGUGCAGUUUCUGCAUCCAAAUUUGGUUACCCCUUUCAGAUAUGUAGUACCCAAAAACUACUACCUUCAUCCACAAAGGGAAGUUCGCUUAGUGGCACUUGCACCAGAGUUUCUAGUUGUAUAUUUCUCCAUUCUGCUUUGGUUUCCGGUGGGAUUUCAGAUUUUUGAACAUUGCAGUUUAAAGAUACAUCCAAAGGAAAGCAAAUCAGAAACUACGUGGAUAUCAUCCGUCUUCAUGACUUACGCAGUUAUGACCAACAUAACCAUCGCGAUACGUGAAAUCUCAUCUCAACGAAUCUAUUGGAUGACUUUGAUUUGGUUUCAGCUGAUCACGUAUAGUGUGUUUCAGGGAAACAUGAUUAAAGAGGUCAACAUGGCUGACAGCAGCCGAGAUAUUCAAACGAUACAGGAACUUAUGGAUUCAUCGCUCAACAUAUCGCUGCAACCAUCUGUAACGGCAUUUUUCAAGUACGACGAACAGACAGUCACCAAAUAUAACCUGAAGAAUCGGAUAAUGCUGGAAGAAGAGGAACCAGAUCAACUCAUGUUCAAACUUGCUUCGACCAGGUCAUUUGCAAUUUUUCUUCCGCAGGAUUUGAUCGAAGACCUCGUUCCUCGCUUCUACGACAAGCAAACGGGCGAGGAUCUGCUUCACGUCAUUCCUGAAGCAGCGUACGAGUUCUAUUCGGCAAUGUAUGUUCCGGUUACUUCAGUGUUUAUAGAACCAUUCAACCGUAUUCUGGAGCAGUUUGUCGAAAAUGGGCUUGUGGUGUACGGAACGGACCACAUGAGAUUCGAAGCACGACUGUCGUAUAUUAGUCGUCGUAAGGGAGGAGGUUUCGUUGCAAGUGACAAUCAAACUACUACAGUCGACAUGAGGGCAUUGAAAGAGGUUAUGUUUUUGGUGGUUGGAGUGUUGGCACUUGCAGUUAUUGUGUUCUGCGUUGAGUUAUCGCUCAAAAUAAUUUUGUCGAAAAAAAUGCAGUGGAUGUUUUGGAAAUAA
Aedes aegypti (yellow fever mosquito) is the source of this 1598-nucleotide messenger RNA. RefSeq lists its product as uncharacterized. The transcript is spliced from 2 exons. The coding region runs from base 108 to 1598 and encodes 496 amino acids. The record is from RefSeq and is a predicted model, not a curated record. Lineage: Eukaryota; Metazoa; Arthropoda; Insecta; Diptera; Culicidae.